CUUUCAUUAUCCGAUUGUACCCAAAACUUCAUAUCAGAUCUUGAAGAAAUAACUCCAUGUCUGCAGACUCUCCGGUCAUGAGCCCAUGGCUCGACAGUGAAUCACAAGAUACCCCCAUCCCCAUACCUUACUCUUUCAACCAGAAACUAAUGUUUGUCAUAAUAAUGAUGCUUUUCAUCGUCAUGUGCUUAUCGUUCCUCUUCAAGGACACCCGACAUCCUAACCGCCACAACCGGCCCACCAAUAUCGUCUACAUCAUCAACGACAAUAGACCACUCGCUUCCUGCUCGAGUGGGCUCAACGCAUCAAUAUUAAAGUCACUCCCAUUAUUUGUUUACUCGACUGAAACCAAAACCAAUGCGGAUGUUGUGGAUUGUGCUGUCUGUUUGUCGGAGUUUGAAAACGGUGACAAUUGUCGGGUUUUACCGAAUUGUAAACAUUGUUUUCAUAUUGGGUGUAUUGACAUGUGGUUUUAUAACCAUUCAACUUGCCCACUUUGCCGGUUACCAGUUGAACCAAAGUCUGCACCUGAGCCCGGUUCAAGUGCUUCAUCUAUCGAAACGACGUCAGAGGAGGAUAGGAGGGAACGAGUUGAUGUUAUAAUAGAUGUGCCUGUUAACGAGUCAGUGACGGGGCCAAGUUGAAGAAAUUAAAAUUUUGGAUGGAUUAGAAAAAGUAGUACUUGUUGAAGAAUAUUAUUGUUUUAAUAUCACAAUGGAUCCAAUAUGUGGAGGCUGUACAAU
Molecule: messenger RNA, 743 nt
Organism: Helianthus annuus (common sunflower)
Lineage: Eukaryota; Viridiplantae; Streptophyta; Magnoliopsida; Asterales; Asteraceae
Product: RING-H2 finger protein ATL2
Exons: 1
Coding region: 57-644 (195 amino acids)
Source: RefSeq, a predicted model, not a curated record